AUGAUGAUGGAUCCUAUUGCCGAUCCAUUUCUUAGCUUAUACAAUGAUGGACAAAUUCCAUCAAUACCAGAUAGUUUAUUGUUUUCUAAUGAUGAUAACCUUGGGGGCAUUGAUCUUGAUUUACCAUUCCCAAGUCCAAAUAAAUUUGAACAAGAAACUAUAUCAAAUAUGGCGGAUAAUCCUGAAUUUGAAACUGAAUUAAAAAAUUUCCUAGCUAAUUUUCCAUCACCAGACUCAUCAUCAUCAUCAAAUGAUUAUUCAACAAUUGAUCUCUUAGAAGGUUUUCCAUUUUCACCAGUUCAAAAUGAUUCGGAUAUAGAAAAAAAUGAACCAACAUUAUUACCACCACCACCUCCACCACCUAAAAAAUUACCGGUUAUUAUAAAUACAACUAAAAUUACUAAUCAACAUUUACCAAAAGUCGUGCAAUUAACCAAAGGUAAUGUUGUUUAUAUUCAAGCACCUAAUAAUUCAAAUAAAUCUCAAACAAAUUUUAUUCAAUUAACCAAUUGUUUACCAACAAUAUUAAUUAAUACAUUACCAACACCAACACCAACACCAACAAUAAAUGAAGAAACAAUUGCAACAACAACAACAGCAUCAAUUGAAGAUUUACCUAUGGAUGACAGUGAAUAUAAUGAUAUUGACCAUCUACCAAUGACUCCAUCAACAUCAAGUGAAUCACCUGAUGAACGAACAACAACAUCGCCGGAUAUAAUUCAUGAUAAUAAUUAUACUAAAACUCGUUUACAUCGUCAUCAACCUUAUAGUUUAAAUAAAAAUUCAUCAACAAUGUUAACAAAUCUCGAAAAAUUACCAACAUCUGGUCCAUUGUUAUUAACAGAUGAAGAAUUAAAAUUAAUAAAACAAGAAGGUUAUCAAAUACCAACAAAAUUACCAUUAAAUAAAACUGAAGAAAAAAUCUUAAAAAAAAUUCGAAGAAAAAUUAAAAAUAAAAUUUCAGCUCAAGAAAGUCGUCGCAAGAAAAAAGAAUAUGUUGAUACACUCGAACGACAAAUCGCCAAAUAUAUUGAUGAAAAUGGUGCACUUAAAGAACGUGUAUCAACAAUGGAAAAAAAUCAAAGAUCACUAAUGCAAGAACUUCAAUCACUUCGAUCAAUGAUCGGCAAAGGAACACCAACAACAGGCAAAGUUUUAAUGGUUUUAUGUUUAUUUUUUGCUGUUCUAUUUGGUAUAUGGUCACCUAUAGUUAAUAAACAAUCAGUCGAUGAUUUUAUGCGUUCAUCAAAUGAUGGAUCAUCUUCACAACAAAAAUCAGUAACAUCAUCAUCAUCAAAUAAUCCUGAUUCAUCUAAUAAUAUACGUUCAACAACGUCAGCAAAAUCCCUACUGGAUCAACAAGAUUUAAUUAAACAAGAACCAUCAUAUUCAAAUUAUAUUCCAAAUAAUUAUAAAUCACGUGUACUUCUAUCAUUUGAUGAACAUGAACAACAUUAUCAUGGACCUUAUUUACCAGCAAAUAAUAAACAUAAAUUACUAUCAUCUCAACAAAAAAUGGCUGCACCAGGAUAUACUUAUUCAAAUUCAGUUGAAAAAUAUAUGAAUAAAAAAUUUAAAUUAAUACAAGAAGAACAAGACGAGAAAAAAAAUAAUUUAAUACAACGAGUGUCAUCAGGUUGUUUGAAACGACCAUUAAAUGUUGAAUGUCCUCCAUCAAUAAUACUUUCAAGUGAUUCAACAUAUAAAACAAUUCGACCGAAUCAUACAUCUAAUUAUCGUAUUAAUGAAAAAGUUAUUGUCAUUGACAAUUCAAAUGAAAAAAUUGAUCAUGACUCAUUAGCAAUUGAAAGUAAACCAUUAAAAAUAAUUCGUGUUGAACGUACAACACCUGCAAUUGGUAAUGAUACAUUAAAAUUAUCACAUCGCACAGUAAAUGAAUAA
Molecule: messenger RNA, 1902 nt
Organism: Rotaria sp. Silwood2
Lineage: Eukaryota; Metazoa; Rotifera; Eurotatoria; Philodinida; Philodinidae
Source: the annotation of a GenBank genome assembly